AUGCUGCAGACGCCCCCAGCCCUGCAGCCCAUGUCCCCGCCGAGCCCCGCAUGGCCCCAGCGCGACGAGGCGCCCGCGUGCGGCACUGCCACCGGCCUCCCGCCGGCCUCGUCCGACAGCGACUCCGGCUGCGCCCUGGAGGAGUAUCCGGAGCCGCCGGCCGAGGUGCCCGCGUGCCCGUCCGCCGACCGCAGCCGGCUCCGCGCCAGGGCGCUGCUGCAGCAGCUGCCCCCGCAGGACUGCGAUGAGCGCUACUGCCCCGGCUUGGCGGAGGAGGAGAGGCGGCAGCUGCAGGCGUUCAGCGCGCGGCGGCGGCGCGAGGCGCUGGGGCAGGGGCUGGCGUGCCCCGUGCCGGGCCCCUGUCACGGGUGUCCCUGCAAGCAGUGCGGCCGCCGGCUGAACCAAGGGGACCCGGGCGUCUCGGCCUCCCGCCUGGGCGGCCAGCUCUGGCACCCGUCCUGCUUCUGCUGCCACUUCUGCCACCAGCCCCUCGUGGAUCUCAUCUACUUCCAGCAGGAUGGUAGGAUCUACUGCGGGCGGCACCAUGCCGAGCUUUUCCGGCCCCGCUGCGCCUCCUGCGACCAGCUCAUCUUCCUGGAGGAGUGCGUGGAGGCGGAGGGCCGCCGCUGGCACCCCGAGCACUUCUGCUGCCUGGAGUGCGAGGCGCCGCUGCGCGGGCAGCGCUACGUGCUGGCGAGCGGCCGGCCCCACUGCGCCCGCUGCUACGAGAGCCUCUACGCGGAGCCGUGCCAGGCGUGCGGGGAGCCCAUCGGCGCGGACAGCGAGGAGGCGACGCACGAGGGGCUGCGCUGGCACGCGCGCGCCGCCUGCUUCUGCUGCAGCCGCUGCCGCGCGCCGCUGCGCGGGCGCCCGCUCACCGCGCGCCGCGGCCGCCUCUUCUGCUCCGAUGCCUGCAGCCGCCCGCGCGCCGCCGCCGACGGCACCGAUGGCGCCUCCGACUCCUCCGACUCGGCCUUCGCCUCGGCGCCGUCCCCCGACGCGACGCCCGCGGGGUGCAGGCAGCACGGGCCGGGGGCUGAGGCAGAGCUGCUGCCAGGACUGGCCCCGGUGCAUCCCGCCUUCCGGGGCACGGACAGCUGGGAGAGGAGCAGGGAUGCCUCGCGCACGGAGGGGCACCCGGCUGCAGGGAGCCCUGGCCCGAGGACAGCGCAGGGUGACGGGGACAUGGGUGUCCCAUCCCCGUCCUGCUGCAGCCUGAGGCCGGAGGACGCCGAGCUGCAGGACGGCACGGAAGAGGAAGACUCCUGGUGCCCAACCUGCUCUUCCUCCUCAGACUCGGACUCGGGAGAGGAGGGUUUCUUCUUCGGGAAGCCCAUCCCCAAGCCCGGCACGGGCUCGUUGGGCACAGAGUGCACGGGGCGGCCCGGGGGGCGCCCGGCGAAGCUGCGGGGCAGCAGCCGCCACUGCAGCGUGUCCUAG
This is a messenger RNA of Nothoprocta perdicaria, 1440 nucleotides long. It is a transcript of the gene PRICKLE4, whose product is annotated as prickle planar cell polarity protein 4. Bases 1 to 1440 code for a protein of 479 amino acids. The record is from RefSeq and is a predicted model, not a curated record. Gene Ontology annotation, molecular function: zinc ion binding. Lineage: Eukaryota; Metazoa; Chordata; Aves; Tinamiformes; Tinamidae. The transcript has 8 exons.